AUGACACUCACCGUCUCCCCCGAUCAGCCCAUCGACCUCCUAACCGGCUGGCCCAACCCCGCGCUCCUCCCCGCCUCCAUCCUCAGCCACUCCGCCACGACCGUACUAUCCAAUCGCUCGAUCGCAAACCCAGCCCUCCUCUACGGCCCCGAUGAAGGAUACGAGCCGCUUCGCGCACACAUAGCCGCAUGGCUGAGUGAUUUUUAUCAGCCGCGCGAGCCCGUCUCAUUGCAGCGCAUCUGCAUCACCGGCGGGGCCAGCCAGAACCUAGCAUGUGUAUUGCAAACCUUCACAGACCCGGUUUACACGCGGAAUGUAUGGAUGGUCGCACCGACGUAUUUCUUGGCCGCGCGCAUGAUGGAGGACGCCGGCUUCGCUGGGCGCUUACGUGGGGUCCCCGAAGAUGACGAGGGGGUCGACAUAGCCGUGCUAGAGAGCGGUUUACGGGCUGCGGAAGAGGUUGCCCUUCGCGAUGGGAAUACUGAGCCGAAACUGAAACCGCCCAGGCCCUGGCGCAAAAUCUACAAGCAUGUUAUCUACGCCGUGCCAACUUUCGCGAACCCAUCAGGGAAGAUUAUGUCGUUGCGUAGACGCGAGGCGCUCGUUCGUCUUGCCCGUCAAUACGAUGCGCUGAUCGUUACGGAUGAUGUGUACGAUUUCCUUCUGUGGUCAGCCAAGCCGGGGGUAGAGGAGAAUCUUGGUAACCGCGCGUUUGUUCCGCGCAUUAUCGACGUGGACCGUUACUUGGACGGUGGGCCACAGGAUGAAUGGGGACACGCACUAAGCAACGGCAGUUUCAGCAAGUUGAUCGGGCCCGGGGCCCGCACCGGUUGGGCCGAAGCGUCGGAAAAAGUUGCCUAUGGAUUAUCACAAACAGGCUCUUCCCGAUCGGGCGGCGCUCCCUCCCACCUAUGCGCCGCUAUCAUUGACCAGAUGUUCCCCACAGACAUCAUACAGAACCACAUCCGCGACGUCCUUCAACCGAAAUACGCCGAGCGCUACCACACCUUGUUAUCAGCAAUCCAGGAGCAUCUUGUGCCAUUGGGCGUUACAAUCCCACCACCGGCCGCCGUAGCCGGAGGCUACUUUAUGUGGAUUGGUCUACCCGCGCCGUUGGUCGCCGCGGAUGUAGUCGAACUAGCGCAGAGCGAAGAAAAAUUGCGUGUAUCUCCUGGUCAUGUGUUCCAGAUCCCCGGAGACCAGGUGAUUGAUGAGGGGUUUGCGGAUCAUCUGCGUCUCUGCUUUGCGUGGGAAGAACCACGACAUUUGACCGAGGGGGUGCGUAGGCUAGCGCGUGUUCUCAAGCGUAUGACUACCUAG
Messenger RNA from Penicillium crustosum, 1320 nucleotides. RefSeq names its product aminotransferase-like domain-containing protein. The record is from RefSeq and is a predicted model, not a curated record. Gene Ontology annotation, biological process: biosynthetic process. The coding region runs from base 1 to 1320 and encodes 439 amino acids. NCBI's taxonomy places the organism in Eukaryota, Fungi, Ascomycota, Eurotiomycetes, Eurotiales, Aspergillaceae. Gene Ontology annotation, molecular function: pyridoxal phosphate binding; L-2-aminoadipate:2-oxoglutarate transaminase activity. The transcript is spliced from 3 exons.